AUGUCAAGUUUCGUAGACGUGAAGAAUGUUGAGCCAACCCAAUUUGAAGAACAACACUACGACGAAUAUGAAUACUACAACCUUUCAGAAAAAUACACAAGUAAGAAUCAGUAUUUUUGUUAUGCUUGUUUGUGCAAUUAAUUAUCAGGUUAUGAGCAGCAAAAAAAAUCGAAGAAUCAUUCAAUUUCAAUGGUUCGGCGUUCGAUCUAUGAAGAAUAGCUCAGCUGGUAGAGCACGGCGAUUGUAACGCCAAGGUAGUGGGUUCGAUCCCCGGGACCACCCAUACACAAAAAUGUAUGCACGCAUGACUGUAAGUCGCUUUGGAUAAAAGCGUCUGCUAAAUGGCAUAUAUAAUACUGAAGUUUCCAAACUCCUCAACGUGUCGCAAGUGGCACAUGUUGACUGCUACAAUGUUGCAUUGGGGGCAAGUGGGUGUGUCUUUGUUUUCAAAGUCUCACAAUAUGAACUGUGAACUCGCACUGUUUCCAGGUAGCGCUAGCCGCAAGGGGAGGACAAAGAAGGAAGCAAGCGACAACACCAACCGACCCAACCCUGGAGGCCACGAGCGCAAAAUCGUAGAGAAACUUCAGAACACUGAAAAGAAGGCCAAGGCGUGAGUAAAUGGAGGUAAGUAAGUGUCCCCCCUCCCCCAUCUUUGUAUGCACUUCACAAUUUAAACAUGGAUUCUGACAUCUAGGGCUCAGGUGUGGGACAGACAAAAUAUAAAGUUGGGCUUUUUGGCCUACUAAAUACUAUUUAAAGGCAUUGUUUUGUUCCUAUUUUGGUACUCUGUUCCUACCACCCUCAAGUGCCCUCACGUAGCAAACGGUCAAGUAGCCAGAACCAUAACCAAAGUGCAUUUGUCUUUCCUUUCAGGGCAAAUCGGACGGCUAACCCUGGCAACCAACCAUGGCCGCCUUGGCGACAGAACAAGAUGGGCAGACAGACGGUGAACGCCAAUGUAGAGGGG
This is a messenger RNA of Coregonus sp. 'balchen', 970 nucleotides long. The record is from the annotation of a GenBank genome assembly. Lineage: Eukaryota; Metazoa; Chordata; Actinopteri; Salmoniformes; Salmonidae.